Molecule: messenger RNA, 1819 nt
Organism: Beta vulgaris subsp. vulgaris (sugar beet)
Lineage: Eukaryota; Viridiplantae; Streptophyta; Magnoliopsida; Caryophyllales; Amaranthaceae
Product: guanylate kinase 1
Exons: 11
Coding region: 453-1658 (401 amino acids)
Biological process (GO): purine nucleotide metabolic process
Cellular component (GO): cytosol
Molecular function (GO): GMP kinase activity
Source: RefSeq, a predicted model, not a curated record
GAGAGGCAGCCAGCAAAGAAACCCCACCUUAUUCUGUUAAGCCAACCCUUUCCUUCCUUCCUUCCUCCCGCUUACUUAAAUUUCUUCCCAUUUUCUCUGUUUUUUGCCUACAAAUAUGGGAAUUCUUCUCCUUUUUUCUUCCUACUUUUUUCAUCUUUCUUCUGAUCUUUUUCCAUCUAAACUUUGCUUUGAUUUGAUUAUUACUUAAAGUUGUCAUCUUUUUUACCCUUUUUAAUCAAUCCCACAAAUAGGGUUUUCCUUUUUUCCCUUUUUUUGCAAUAGGGUUUUCUUCUUUUUGCUUUAAAACCCCGCAAAAAUUGUCUCUUUUUGUUGCAUAAAAGAGAUUUUCAACAUUUUUGGUAUUGGGUCCAUUUAUAUUUGCCUUUGAUCUCUUUGGAUUUAGUUGAGAUUUGGGCUGCUGAGUCUCUUGUGUGAGUAAGAAGAUUUACUCUAUGGGUGAGGCACCAGCUUUUCUGUUUGAUGAUCUGCUGAAGUGUUCUGGAAAUGGGAUUGAUUUGGUUUGUAGGGGUAGAGAAACCACAACUAUUGUAGGUAAAACAAAGUAUUUUAUCGGGGACUGUGAUGAUUCAACAUUGUCCAUUGGAGUUAAGGUUUUUGACAAUUUCUUGGGGGAAUGGGUAUAUCCAACAGUUUUGGGCACAAAGCCAACCCUGACUUCUGAUCUUUGGGCUCUGCCACUAGGCGAAGACCGGGUUUUGGUUAUUAAGAAUGGUGCAAUCAUGGAUGAUAACCUUUGGUUUCUUGAGGUGGACACACCAAUUGUCAGACAUCAGAAGAAGCUGCUGGGUAGUAAUGUAGUAGCUUGGAGUAAGGGAGUUAUGGGGUAUGCUGGGAAACCUAUUGUGAUUAGCGGUCCUUCUGGUGUGGGCAAGGGUACAUUGAUAGCCAAGCUUAUGAAUGACUUUCCUUCAAUGUUCGGAUUUUCGGUGAGCCACACAACACGUGCUCCCAGAGAAAAGGAGAUAAAUGAAAUUCAUUACCAUUUUUCGGAGAGAAGUUUAAUGGAAGAGGAUAUAAAAGAUGGGAAGUUCCUUGAGUUUGCUUCAGUUCAUGGAAAUUUGUAUGGGACAAGUAUUGAAUCAGUGGAAGUGGUUGCUGAUGCAGGAAAGAGAUGCAUCCUUGACAUUGAUGUUCAAGGUGCAAAGGCAGUGAGGGCUAGUUCUCUUGAUGCAAUCUUUAUCUUUAUCUGCCCUCCGUCGUAUGAAGAUCUUGAGAGGAGGCUUCGUUCUAGGGGGACAGAGACAGAGGAGCAGAUUCAGAAGCGUCUUCGCAAUGCGAAGGGAGAGCUUGAACAGGGAAAAUUACCAGGACUUUUUGAUCAUAUAUUGGUCAAUGAUGACCUUGAAGCCUGUUAUCAGACUCUUAAGAAUCUCUUGGGCUUACAUGAAUCUGCUGACAAUACAAACCGAUCUGUCUCAAAGAAGGUUGGUUUUCCGCUAGUGAACUCGGUAUCAAAAGUUGGUAGCAAAAUUUACUUAAAUUCUACAAAUGCAGAGCUUGGAACUGCAUCGAAGAACUCGUUUGUGUUGGAUGUCUCUUCACUCAAAGGAGGGGCACCCGGACGGACACGAGGGUUAGAUCUAUACUCUGUUUACCCAUUUGGAGCAUUUACCAAUGGGUUUGGGAAGCUGAGUUGACACCCAUCCAAACAUGCUAACCACCCGACUUAAUUUUUCAAUUUUGGUCAUUUUUUUCAUACCCUUUAUUUCCUUUACCAUCAAACCGAAAGCGGUCACUAUUGCCUUCAAAUGUCACUUUUUGAAAUUUUGAUGAGAAAUUUUCGAGAAAUUUCAUUGAA